Messenger RNA from Gymnogyps californianus (California condor), 1627 nucleotides. RefSeq names its product stomatin like 1 (gene STOML1). Lineage: Eukaryota; Metazoa; Chordata; Aves; Accipitriformes; Cathartidae. The record is from RefSeq and is a predicted model, not a curated record. Gene Ontology annotation, cellular component: plasma membrane.
CAGAGGGUCGCUGGGAGGAUGUGAAGCCCCUAGCCCCUCAGCCUGGGUGAGACUCCAGCAAGGAAACCCCCUGAAGGAUUUGAUUUCUUCUAGCAAGCAUCCUCCGUGAUAACAGCAGGGCUUGUCAGCUCUCCUCCGCUGUCUCUCCGGUUGCACGUCACGGCAGGGAGGUUUGCAGGCAGCUGGGCAGGGACGUUGGAUCGGGUCGGGGACAGACAGAAGCCAUGCUGGCCACAGAGGUGGCUGCAACGGCAGCGGGGAGCUGGGCUUAGAAGGCUCUGAGCGUCGGGAGCGGAGCCCCGUGCACAGGCACCAGCACCAUGUUCAGCCGGUCAGGAUACCAGGCCCUUCCCUUGGGAGACUUUGACCGCUUCCAGCAGUCCAGCAUUGGGCUCUACGGCGCCCAGAAGGGCUGCUUCUCCUUCGGAUCCAAGCAAGACCCUCUGGGGCCAGCCAGGAAUACCGCAGACUCCUCCCAGGGUUGUCUGUCCUGGAUCUGCCAUGGGAUUAUCACCUCCUUGGUCUUCUUGCUGAUGGUUGUCACCUUCCCCAUCUCGGGAUGGUUUGCCUUGAAGAUCGUGCCCACCUACGAGCGAAUGAUCAUCUUCCGCCUGGGCCGCAUCCGGCCACCGCAGGGACCCGGCGUGGUCCUGCUGCUGCCCUUCAUCGAUCACUGGCAGCGAGUGGAUCUGAGGACAAGGGCCUUCAAUGUGCCCCCCUGCAAGCUGACCUCCAAGGAUGGGGCGGUCAUCUCCAUGGGCGCCGACAUCCAAUUCCGGGUGUGGGACCCUGUGUUGUCCGUCAUGAUGGUGAAGGACCUCAUCGCGGCCACCCGGAUGACGGCGCAGAAUGCGAUGACCAAGACCUUGGUGAAGAAGAGCCUCCGUGAGAUCCAGGUGGAGAAGCUGAGGAUUGGGGAGCAGCUGCUGCUGGAGAUUAACGACAUGACCAAGUCCUGGGGCCUGGAGGUGGACCGGGUGGAGCUGAGCAUGGAGGCUGUGCUGCAGCCACCCCGGGAGAAACUGGUGGGCCCUUUGGCCACCGUGCCACCCGUGCCCGGGCUGGAGGGGCUGGAUGGCACCAUUCAGCAGCUGGCUGCCCAUUUCUUCAACAACACCCUGGCUCUGGCGGGCAGCGGGACCGGCGCUCCGGAGGCAGCAGACAGCAUGGAGACGGUGAACGAGGUGGAGCCUCCCACCGCUCCCCUCCUCACCACCACCGGCAGCACCCGGAGGAAGCCCAGCGCGGACGAGCUGCUCUCGGCAGUGGAGCCUGUCCUCUCCGAGGCCCUGGUCAGCCAGGUGGGAGCAUCCUACCUCAACAUCGCCCUGCCCAGCGGCGCCCGGAGCACCUACUUCAUAGACCUCUCCUCAGGCAGCGGGCGGGUUGGCUGCGGCGUGCCUGAGGAGCCCGAUGUCAUUCUGGAGGUGGCAGAGAAAGACCUGCAGGACCUCUUCUUGGGUGACCUGCGCCCCUUGAGUGCCUACAUGAGCGGGAGGCUGCAGGUGAAAGGCGACCUGCACCUCGCCCUGAAGCUGGAGGAGCUCGUCAAGGCGAUGAAGCAACGUAGAUAGAGCAUGCGUGUGGGUGCGUGUCUGUGUGCAUGUGUCUUUGUAGGUGUGCGAAG